Molecule: messenger RNA, 366 nt
Organism: Schistocerca gregaria
Lineage: Eukaryota; Metazoa; Arthropoda; Insecta; Orthoptera; Acrididae
Exons: 2
Coding region: 1-366 (121 amino acids)
Source: RefSeq, a predicted model, not a curated record
AUGCCCGUGUGCGGCUGCGAACGCUGCCGCCUCCGGGGGCCCCCGGGGGGACGUCUCGGUUGGCUCAGCCACAGCUUUUCCGCGACGUAUAAAGCCCGUCAAUACCCAGUGCGAAAGCGGCCGCACUUUGCAUACAUAUUAAACGGCGCCGUCGACGCGAGGGGCGGCAAUAGCGGCGAAGGCGACGUCAAAUGGGGCAGCCCCCAAGGCCCGACUCACUUAUAUGAUGAUGAUGAUGAUGAUGAUGAUGACGAUGACGAUGACGAUGUCGACGACGACGACGACGAUGAGGCGGAGCGAGGUGGACCCCUGGGCAGCGGUCGCUGCCUGUUCAUUAUCGCGCGCACUGGGGCGUCGACGCCGUAA